Messenger RNA from Ornithodoros turicata, 2286 nucleotides. RefSeq names its product glucose dehydrogenase [FAD, quinone]-like. Gene Ontology annotation, molecular function: flavin adenine dinucleotide binding; oxidoreductase activity, acting on CH-OH group of donors. The coding region runs from base 372 to 2255 and encodes 627 amino acids. The record is from RefSeq and is a predicted model, not a curated record. The transcript is spliced from 12 exons. Lineage: Eukaryota; Metazoa; Arthropoda; Arachnida; Ixodida; Argasidae.
GCUGCUUCUAGAAACCUUCGGGUCCUGGUCGCCGCGAAGGCCGCACUUUCACUCGAAGAAUGUUUAAUCGCACUUCAAACGUUAAAGCACGUCCGAUACUCUGCUGCUGUAUUUCCCCACAAGAUCGGAACGUUUCCACAGACACGAGCGCACUGGCGGGCUACCCCCGUAUAUCCGGCUUUCACGCGUCUUUGCAUUCGGGAGAUGUCGACAUCAAGAUUGACAAAGGUCACGCUGAUAUCGUGUCACCUUGAACGCCCCGCGACUCAAAACACCCUUCCCCUCAAUAUACACCGUGCCCAGCUGACGUUCAGUAUCGAGUCUGCUAGUAUACGUUGCCUGUAUAGUGUGUGGACGCGCGUCUCGAAGCCAUGGAACUCGUGAACAGAGUGUUUCAGAUGCUGCUGCCGGCGAUGGUUGCUCUCUACUAUCGGAUCGUCAACAAGCCCGUCACUUUCAACACCCCCGAUAUUCUGAGAGAAUACGAUUAUAUUAUUGUGGGUGGGGGAUCAGCAGGGGCCGUGGUUGCCAACCGGCUCAGCGAAGAUCCGUAUGCCAGAGUUCUCCUGAUUGAAGCUGGCGGGGCAGAAAGCGACCUCGCAGAUAUUCCGCUCAUCGCCGCUACGCUACAAAAGUCUGACCUUGACUGGCAGUAUCGCACGGUGCCCCAGACAGCAUCCUGUUUCGGUCUACGAGAGCAGCGUAGCAACUGGCCCAGAGGUAAAGUGCUCGGUGGAUCGAGCGUUCUCAAUUACAUGCUUUACGUCAGGGGAAGCCCCCAUGACUACAACAAGUGGGAGCGUGAAGGCGCUGAAGGAUGGGCCUGGAAGGACGUCUUCCCAUAUUUCCUCAAGUCGGAAGAUAACACGGAUCCCGACAUACCAGACAACGGCUAUCAUUCCAGAGGGGGCUACCUAACCGUGAGCCGGUCACCAUACUCAACGCCUUUGGCCGAAGCCUUUCUGGAAGCUGGAGAACACAUGGGAUACCAACGUGCAGACAUCAAUGGUGCACAGAUCACAGGAUUCAUGAUCCCACAUGCAACUCUUCGAAAUGGCGCCCGCUGCAGCACACGAAAGGCAUUCCUGGACCCAGUCUUAAACAGGACAAACCUCCAUUUCUCACUUUUUUCACAUGCCACCAGGAUCAUCAUUGGCAAGGACAAAAUCGCUAAGGCAGUGCAAUUCGACCGUUUUGGUGUUGCUCACACAGUGUAUGCGAAGAAAGAGAUAAUCCUCUCUGCUGGCUCUAUAAACUCUGCACAGCUGCUCAUGCUGUCUGGGAUUGGCCCCAGAAGUCAUCUGGAACACCUAGGGGUUUCUGUGGUAGCAGACCUUCCAGUUGGUUCUAACUUGCAGGACCACAUAUUCCCAGGAGGCGUAAACUUCCUUCUCGACGAGCCAGUCUCUGUUCUACAAUCUCGAAUUUUCACGCCGUCCGAGGUGGCUAAAUACUUCACAAAGGGAGAAGGUGCACUGACACUCCCCGGUGGGGUCGAAGGACUGGGAUUUGUGAAGACCAAGUACGCCAACCAAAGCAUGGACUGGCCGGAUGUCGAAAUUCACUUUGCAUCCGGUUCUCCAGCAUCGGACGGAGGGGAGACAUUCAAACAGGCUCACGGGAUGACUGAUACGCUGUGGCGAACAACCUUCCAACCUCACAUUGCAAAGGACUCCAUGGCGCUGUAUCCUGUCCUUCUGCGGCCCAAAUCCAAAGGCUACAUCCGUUUGGCCUCCAGGGAUCCUUAUGCACAUCCUAUCAUUGACCCAAAGUAUCUGACGCACCCGCAAGACAUUCUGACAAUGGUGGAAUCGAUGAAGAUCUCCAUCAGGUUGGCGCACAUGCCUCCGUUUAAGAAGUUUGGUGUCAGGAUAUGGGACACACCAAUUCCUGGAUGCGAAAGGUAUCCUCUGAUGAGCGAUGAGCAGCUUGCCUGUAUCGCACGCACUUACACAAGUACCCUGUACCAUCCUGUUGGAACGUGCAAGAUGGGAAAUGUCAGCGACCCAACUGCUGUAGUGGACUCCAAACUGAGAACACUGUUGCAAUUCCUAGAGUUGUCCUUAAAGGGUCAUUGGAAUAGGCAACCUCCGAGUCGUCGAUGCCUCCAUUAUGCCAUCCAUUGUGUCGGGCAACACAAAUGCUCCUGUAAUCAUGAUCGCCGAGAAGGCUUCCGACAUCAUCAAGAACGACCGAUAGUAACAAACUAUCGUGAUUUGUGUACAUUUUGUACUAGCACAUGUAUUCAUCAGUAAUUUAUUUUAGGUUUUAUAAACAUCAAACGGA